AUGUCACCUGUCAAUGCCACCAAAUUCAAUUCUUUAGUGUUCCUUCUCACCGGGAUACCUGGGCAGGAAGACGUCCAAAAUCUCUGGAUCUCUGUCCCCUUCUGUUUAAUGUAUGUUAUUUCAAUAGCAGGAAAUUCACUCAUUCUGUUCAUUAUAAGAACAGAUCCGAGCCUUCAUGAGCCCAUGUACAUUUUCCUUUCCAUGUUGGCCAUCACAGACUUUGGUUUAUCAAUAUCAGCCAUACCGACCACACUGGGGAUAUUCUUAUUUAACUCUAGGGAGAUCAGCCUCGAUGCCUGCUUUGCCCAGCUGUUCUUUAUCCACUCAUUUUCAUACAUUGAAUCUUCUGUGCUUUUGUUGAUGGCCUUUGACCGCUUCAUUGCAAUCUGUAACCCACUGAGAUAUGCUUCCAUCUUAACCCCACGUAGAAUAUACAGGAUGGGACUUUUGUUUGUGCUAAGAUCGGUGGCCCUUAACAUCCCACUUCCAUUUCUCUUGAAACGGUUCCGAUACUGUCGAGCCAAUGUCCUCUCCCAUUCCUACUGCCUGCACCAGGAUGUCAUGAAGAUGGCUUGUUCAGACAUCACAGUCAACAGCUUCUAUGGUUUCACUAUUAAACUCUUAUCGGUGGGGUUGGACUCGUUCUUCAUCUUUUUCUCCUAUGUGAUGAUCCUUAAAACUGUGCUGAGUGUAACAUCCCCCACAGAGUGCCUCAGGGCCCUGAACACCUGCGUCUCCCACCUCUGCGCUGUUCUGCUCUUCUACAUACCAGAUAUUGGCUUGACUGUGAUACACAGAUUUGGGAACAGCUCUUCUCACUUGCUUCAAAUUAUCCUGGGCUACGUCUACCUGCUGGUCCCGCCCCUGAUGAACCCAAUCGUGUACAGCGUGAAAAGCAAACACCUUCGUGCGAGAAUAAUCAGGGUGUUCUUCAAGUGA
This is a messenger RNA of Mauremys mutica (yellowpond turtle), 939 nucleotides long. Its product is annotated as olfactory receptor 51G2-like. Gene Ontology annotation, biological process: G protein-coupled receptor signaling pathway. The record is from RefSeq and is a predicted model, not a curated record. Bases 1 to 939 code for a protein of 312 amino acids. Gene Ontology annotation, molecular function: G protein-coupled receptor activity; olfactory receptor activity. NCBI's taxonomy places the organism in Eukaryota, Metazoa, Chordata, Testudines, Geoemydidae. Gene Ontology annotation, cellular component: membrane. The transcript has a single exon.